AUGUCAACAAAUUCAAUCAAGUUACUAGCUAGUGAUGUCCACCGUGGCCUUGCGGAAUUAGUGUCCAAAAGAUUGGGACUUCAAAUCACUCCCAGUGAAUUGAAACGAGAAUCUACUGGAGAGGUUCAAUUCUCUAUUGGAGAGUCAGUGAGAGAUGAGGACAUAUUUAUUAUCUGCCAAAUUGGGUCAGGGGUAGUCAAUGAUCGUGUCAUAGAGUUGAUGAUUAUGAUUAAUGCCUGUAAAACAGCAAGUGCAAGGAGAAUAACGGUGAUUCUUCCCAACUUCCCCUAUGCCAGACAGGACAGGAAAGACAAAUCUCGAGCACCAAUCACUGCUAAAUUAAUGGCAGACAUGCUCACAACUGCAGGAUGCGACCAUGUCAUUACAAUGGAUUUACAUGCGUCGCAGAUUCAAGGCUUUUUCGAUGUUCCCGUCGACAAUUUGUAUGCUGAGCCUAGUGUAGUGAGAUACAUUAAGGAGACAAUCGAUUACAAAGAUGCAAUCAUAAUAUCUCCCGAUGCCGGUGGUGCUAAAAGAGCUGCAGGUUUAGCGGACAGACUUGAUUUGAAUUUUGCCUUAAUUCACAAGGAGAGGGCGAGGGCAAAUGAGGUGUCAAGGAUGGUUUUAGUGGGAGAUGUGACUAACAAAAUCUGUGUAAUUGUCGAUGAUAUGGCAGACACGUGUGGCACCUUGGCCAAGGCAGCGGAAGUUUUGCUAGAUAACAACGCCCAAGAAGUGAUUGCUAUUGUGACACACGGAAUCUUGUCAGGAAAUGCCAUAAAAAAUAUAAACAACUCCAAAUUGAAAAAAGUUGUUUGUACCAACACCGUACCGUUCGAAGAGAAAUUGAAGUUGUCUAAUAAGUUGGACACCAUUGAUGUCUCUGCAGUGAUUGCAGAAGCUAUCAGAAGAUUACACAACGGUGAAAGCAUCUCUUAUUUAUUCAAGAAUGCUCCAUUGUGA
Lodderomyces margitis is the source of this 963-nucleotide messenger RNA. It is a transcript of the gene PRS1, whose product is annotated as ribose phosphate diphosphokinase subunit. Lineage: Eukaryota; Fungi; Ascomycota; Pichiomycetes; Serinales; Debaryomycetaceae. Gene Ontology annotation, biological process: 5-phosphoribose 1-diphosphate biosynthetic process; regulation of cell size; purine nucleotide biosynthetic process. The record is from RefSeq and is a predicted model, not a curated record. Gene Ontology annotation, molecular function: magnesium ion binding; ribose phosphate diphosphokinase activity. The coding region runs from base 1 to 963 and encodes 320 amino acids. Gene Ontology annotation, cellular component: cytoplasm; ribose phosphate diphosphokinase complex. The transcript has a single exon.